AUGGGUAAAGCUACGAGGUGGUUGAAGGGCUUGUUCGGGUUCAAACCCUCUUGCAGCUCCAGCGACCAUCACCGCCGGAGCUCCGCCGUCGGUCUCUGCGACACCCACGAGAACAUAUCGGAGAGAGAAGCCACGUGGAUUAGAUCCAGGGUUGAUGAUACAUUCAAUUUGGUCUCAGGGGUCCAUCUUGAAUGGGAACUUGCUCGGGCUACACUUGAGAUGUUGGAGAAAAAGGAGAAAGUGCUCCUGAAGAAGGCUGCUGGCGAGGUCGAAAAAGCAAAGGAAUUCACCCGGGCAAAGAACAAACGAGCUGCAGCCGCUGUGGUUAGGCUUACCGGACGAAGCGGCCCGCUCCGUCGAACCGGCCGUGAGAAACUACUGGCUGCAACAAAGAUCCAAUGUGCAUUCAGAGGCUACUUGGCGAGGAAAGCGUUAAGAGCGUUAAGAGGAGUGGUGAAGAUACAAGCGUUGGUGAGAGGUUACUUAGUGAGGAGGCAAGCGGCUGCUACGCUACGAAGCAUGGAGGCUCUGGUUCGAGCUCAGGCCACCGUUAAGCUUCACAGGUCUAUUCGCCGGUCCGGUUACGCCGGUCCGCCCAGGAAAUCCAUGGAGAAGUUCUCCGGUUGUCUGGAAAACCGAAACAACGGUGAAGAAACCGCAAAGAUAGUGGAAGUUGACACUGGGACCAGACCCAGAACGUACAAGACCCGAAGACCCGCUUCAAACGGGUCGGAUCUUACCGACGAUCCGUUUCGCCGGACGUUCUCGUCUCCUCUAUCGGGUCGGAUCCCGCCACGUCUCUCGAUACCCAAACCCGACUGGGACGACUGCAGCAGCUGCACCAAGUUCCCCACCGCCCAGAGCACGCCUCGGAUCGCCGGAGGUUCGCCGUCUAUCAGCGCCUGCUUCUCCGUCUCCAGCCGCGGCGGCGGCCGGUGGGCGAAGCUGAGGUCGCAUAGCGCGCCGAGGCAGAGGCCGGAGGCCACGUCAGCGAGCGGAGAAAGCGGUGGAAGAGACCGGCGGAGGAGCGUCGGAGGUGGCGGCGGAGCUCGGGUGCACCGGCCGUCGUGUUCAGGUGUUCGAGAGGAUGUCGUCGGAAAAAUCGACCGACUUAGGGUUCAAUGGUAA
Molecule: messenger RNA, 1128 nt
Organism: Tarenaya hassleriana
Lineage: Eukaryota; Viridiplantae; Streptophyta; Magnoliopsida; Brassicales; Cleomaceae
Exons: 7
Coding region: 1-1128 (375 amino acids)
Molecular function (GO): protein binding
Source: RefSeq, a predicted model, not a curated record